AUGGAGGACCUAAUGUAUAUAUUGGCUUUAGGCGAAGAAUGCAGAUAUAGCGUACAAUUCAUUCAAAAUAGUGUACCGAAAUCCAGGGUAUUUUUAAAUGAGAUCUUAUGGGAACUCGAUGAAAACCGAUUCAAGAAGAUCACACGUGUUACUUGGAAAACUUUCGAUGCUAUUUUGGAUCUAAUAAAGGGAGACAAUCUUUUCAACAAAAUUCGGUCGGGCAAACAAUUUCCAAUUAAAACGCAACUGGCAAUUGUGUUGUAUCGCUUGGGUUCUAGCGGUGAAGGAGCUACUCUUUCGAAGAUUGCAGGUUUAUUUGGAAUCAGUGAUGGUGGUAUCAUUCAGAAUUUAACUGAACGCAUAUUUAAUGCGCUGUUGAAUUAUAAGGACCAGUAUUUAUUUUGGCCAAAUACGGAAGAACGCAAAGAGCUCGUUUUAGAAACUUCGAGUGAGUUACCUAACUGCAUAGGAUACGUUGAUGGUACCGAAAUUCCAUUGGCGGAAAAGCCGUCACAAGACCCAGAAGCGUACUUUUCACGAAAACAUAUUAACUCCGUUAAGGCACAAGCCGUGUGCGAUCAUAGAUUACAAAUAAGGCACCUGGUGUUAGGCUUUCCAGGUAGCGUUCAUGAUGCACGUAUUUUUAAUAACAGCGAAUUGUCAAUUGAAGCACAUAAAUUUUUUGGAGAAGACGAUUAUUUCGAUUACCAACCUGAGGAAUCGGAGCACAGUAUUGACGAGUCGUUAUGGGAGCCAAAUGUUCGUACCAAUGAAGGGGAGAUAAGGCGACGAUAA
Molecule: messenger RNA, 795 nt
Organism: Bactrocera neohumeralis
Lineage: Eukaryota; Metazoa; Arthropoda; Insecta; Diptera; Tephritidae
Exons: 3
Coding region: 1-795 (264 amino acids)
Source: RefSeq, a predicted model, not a curated record